Molecule: messenger RNA, 1781 nt
Organism: Coregonus sp. 'balchen'
Lineage: Eukaryota; Metazoa; Chordata; Actinopteri; Salmoniformes; Salmonidae
Source: the annotation of a GenBank genome assembly
UGGUUAAAUGGACUAUAUAGGUUCAACCAUUGGGCUCUGCUUCAGAGGCACAGCUUGGUGCAGGACAGGUGAGUGGACAGACACAUCUAGUCGAGACCAGAGAACACGAGGAGAAAGCAAUCAACUAGGAAGUAGGAACGUCCCAUCCAAUGAUGCCGGUCCCGGUAGCCCUGUGUGUCCUCCUGGCUGGAACCCUGUCCCUUGUUGAGGGGGAUGUGGUGGCCAACUUCGAGGAGGUCCCAGAGUGUGUGGAGUAUUUCUACCAGGGGAAGGUACCGGGCUGGGGCGCUGCCACUCCCGGCGCUGCCCGCCUGUGCCAGCGCUUCUACAACAGGUAUCACUUUGCCACGCUGUACGACACCAACCACCACAUUGCUGUGUAUUCAGCCUACCGCUUCCAGCCCAGCAGCGGAGGGGGCAGGGAGAAGCACUGGUUUGUGGAGCCACAGGUGGGUCAUGAGAACAGGACAGAUGUGUCUGUGGCUAGACACUGACAUGCAAUAGGACGGUCUCAACAACUCACAUCAAUAACUAUGUUGGUGACCCAAAUACAAAAAAGCUCUAGAUCAUCAUGUUUGUUGUGUCCUGUGUUGUACGAUAUGGAGGCAGAUUGUUGCCAAAAUAAAUGGCUAAAAAGUUUAGAAAAAUAAAAUUCUAUUUUCUGUUUGAAUUGAUCUGAAGCGUGGGGUUGUAACAGCAGUUUAUUUUCCCUCCCAGCUUGUGAACCUUACGUGGGGUGCAGAGAUGAAGGAUGAGUACUGGCUAGGGAAGGAUCACCCUGGGGUUUACCUGGGCGAGAGACAGGCGCUCAACGAGGACUACACCCACUCUGGCUUCGACCGUGGCCAUCUCAACCCCAAUGGACACCAUGCAGGUAGUCUCCUACACAAUACAGACUCUGUUUUAAAAAGAUUUCAUGCAACAGCAUUUCAAUGCUAAUGUUGUUAGGAUUGUUUCUUAGUUCACUGUGGACUACUGUGAUGAUGGUAGACUGUUGAACUUAAAGUUAAGUACAAGGUAAACCCAAGUAUGAAUGCAACCCAGCAAACACGCAACGUUGCCUCAAAGUUGACUCCAAGUGUGCCUCAACAUGCCAUUGCUACUUUGUAACACUUAGUAAUUAAUCUCAUGACAAAUUGCUUAAACCUACAGUAUAUCUCUCCUUUUCCUCUCUCCUUAAUCUCACACGGUCACUCCCUUCCUUUUCUCCCCAAGUCCCCAGUCGUAAUGCCACCUUCACCCUGACCAACGUGGUGCCCCAGAAUCCCAAGCUCAACCAGAACGCCUGGGUCCGCCACGAGUCCCAGCUCACAGACCUGUUCAAGGCCCAGUGUGCCCAGGCCUACGUGCUGGUUGGCGCCAUCCCCUCCACAGACAACUGGAUUGUCAAGAACAACGUCCGACGCGUCAACAUCCCAGAGUACAUCUGGAACGCCUACUGCUGUGUGGACAACAACGGUAAGCCUGUCCGUAGCGGUGGCGCCACCGCCCUCAACACCGAGCAGAACCGAGUGGACCAGCACUCACUGCUGGAGCUGAAUGGUUUCCUGCAGCAGUACUCUAACACACCAAUAGGGGAGUUGUUCCACAACAACUGCCAGGCAGUGACCGAGGAGUAGUAUCCCACUCAUUUCUAUUCAUGAUUUGACAGCAGCAAGGUGAGCUAAAACUUCAGUUCACAUAUCAGUACCAGUCUUUCAGCCCAGUCAUGUGCUUCCUACUGUGAAAAUGAAAUGAUGAACUACAGUGGAUAAAUAAAGAACUAUGUUUGGAGAGAUACA